Molecule: messenger RNA, 6000 nt
Organism: Sipha flava (yellow sugarcane aphid)
Lineage: Eukaryota; Metazoa; Arthropoda; Insecta; Hemiptera; Aphididae
Product: telomerase-binding protein EST1A-like
Exons: 23
Coding region: 190-4572 (1460 amino acids)
Biological process (GO): nuclear-transcribed mRNA catabolic process, nonsense-mediated decay
Cellular component (GO): telomerase holoenzyme complex
Molecular function (GO): protein binding; telomeric repeat DNA binding; telomerase RNA binding
Source: RefSeq, a predicted model, not a curated record
AAGACAUGUUCAUUUGUUUUUGUUUAUGCGCAAACAACGAGUAGACAACAAUUUUACAUUACGCUUUUUUUUUUUCUUUAUUUUCUCAGCUCGCCAAUAAAUAAUUAGUAUUUUCUGCCAUCGACACACGCGGACGCAUUUUUCUCGACGAUUUGUCACGCAGAAGUUAUGAAGUGAUCCCAUUUAAUUAUGGCGAAUCUCGAUGAAGAUCUGUCGCGUCUUUCCAUAGGUGAUGAUUCAAAUAAUAAAUUUGGAAGGAAAGACAAGUUUCAAAGGGAAUUAGAAAUCUAUCGGCCUGGCAGUGGACCCUUAAGACGAAGUGGUAGUUCUCGUCAAGAUGGUGAUGAUGAUGAAAAGCGGUCCGUAUUUACUGGAUACAGUCGUGAACUUGAUUCAUCAAAAAAGAGUGAUUUUAUACCUAAUAAACAUUUUGAAAAUCCAAGUAGGAAAAAAGAAAAUUUUCCAAGAGGACAAUCUAAGGUAAAUGGUUUUGCUGCUGAUAACUAUAGUACUUUCAAUCUAAGACGUAAACAGCAAAAGAAAACGCAAACAUUUUAUGAGCCACCAAAUGAAUGGAGUUGUGAUAAACGAUCAGAUCGACCUAGAGUGAAUUUUGUUAAUCCUGAUGACUCUAAGGAUGAUGAUGAUGACAAUUGGAGAGCACAUAAAGCACCAAAAACUGUGAAUGUUAAAACAGCAAAAAGAAUUGAAGAAAAACCUGUUCCAGAAAAAAUUAUAACACCUGUUGAGAGUACAUCACUUUUAAAAAAUAUUCCAGAAAAAGUACCGGGUCAUGGUAGUCGAAAACGCGAAGAAAAGAAACCGGUUAGUAAAUUAAUAACUCCUAAUAUAAUAGGGUAUGAGAAUUGGCCACCUCGGUUCCAAAAAAAAUUCCGUGAUGACAAUAAUAUAACUAUGGAAGAUGUUGAAUUAUAUCUAAAAAAUGUGUUGCCAUUUCAAAAUGAUCAUAAUAAACAACAAAGCUCGUAUCAAUCAAGAAGUCAAACAUUACCUCCAAGAAGUAGCAAAGGUCGAUUUAAUGAACCACCUAGACAAGAACAAGUAUUUCAUAGGUCUAACCCUAAUCAACAUCCACCAAAGACUGAAAUAAGAAGAGUUCAAUCUACUGCUAAUAGUGCAACUGAAUCAAGUAGACAAGUUGUUGAUUUUGACCUGCCCACUAAAAAAGAAAGUAGUCAUCAGGAUUCAAAAUCAGCAGAAUCUAACUCUAGGGAUAAUUCUGAGGACAGUAUUAUAAAGCCGUCUUUAGAAAGUGCUGUCUUUUUCCCUAGUGGUACAAUUAAUUGGGCUGAGGAAGUGGAACGAGCUGAAAAUAUGUCUAAAGUUGCUGAAGAUACAAAAAAAGAAGUUGAGAGAUUAGAAAAUACUGAAAAACGUUCUACUAGGGAUAAAAAGCGAAAAAAGAGUGUCAGUAAGGAUAGAAAUUGUAUAAAUACAUUACCAUUGCAUGACCAACCAUCUAGCAGUACUCAUUCUAAUUGGCAUUCUCAGAGUAAUCAGAGUAAUGAUAAUUCUGAAAGCUUGAAUAGUAAUGGUGGUAGUUGGAGAAAAGAAAAAUCUAAAUCAAAUAGAAAUCGUAGUAAUGAUCGGUCGAGAAAUCGUUCCCAAAAUCGUAGACACAGACAUAACAGUGAAAAAUCAGCUUCUCGUAAAUCUGAAAACAUUGGUGGUAUUAUAAAAUUACCACCUAAUGUAAAUGUUAAUUCUACUGACAGUAUGUCACUUAGCCUCAGUGGUUAUUUAAAUAAAACUGUUGUGGCAACAGCUUCACCAUCUCCAUAUCCAGCCAAACAACUGUUCAAUCCUAAUAACCCUAACAAACCUAUAGUGAUAUCGUCGAAACAAAAAAAUUCUAGAGCAGGUUAUACUCCCACUAAUGUAGAAUCACAUUAUGCCAAAGAUCAUUUUCCAAUCAACAAUAUAAAUUCUACAAGUACUCAACAAUAUUCUGGCGCACAUUUUGGUAAUUCACCGCCUGCUUGGUAUGAUCCAUACUCAGAAAGUUACCGUUCAUCACUUCAUCCAGUUUUACUUUUGGAUAUCAGGAGAGCUGAUUCAAUUAUAGGAGAAUUGAUUUUUGAUACAAAUAUGCUUCAGAAUUGGCCAAUUAUUAAUUCAUGCAGGGAAUUUUUAAAAGAUUCAUUGAAAGAGCUAUUAAAAUCUGAUAUGAAGUUUUGUCAGCGAGAAAAUAUAGAAACUCAUUUUUGGAAAAUUCUAUAUCAUAAUAUUAUUGAACAAUUAAAAAAAAUUAUUACUGAAGAUUCACCAGAACUAGUCAAGGAACAUACUACAUUACUUAUGAAUUUGAUCGAAGAAGGUAUGAAGUAUUUCACUGAUCUUUUAAAAUUACUGGAAAAGCAUUAUAAUUUCAACUUGGAUGAUUAUGUUUCACUGACAUGUCUGUCUACAAAAAAACUUGGAAACAUUGGUCUUGCUUUAAUAUCAUCACAAAAGUUAUACAUAUCGUUAGGAGACUUGGCAAGAUACAAGGAUGUCUUAAAUCAUAGCACCAAUUAUGUUAUUGCCAAACAAUGGUAUACCAAAGCUAAUCAAAUAAACCCAAAAAAUGGUAGACCCUACAAUCAGUUGGCUUUACUAGCUGUGUACGAAAAACGAAAGCUCGAUGCUGUUUAUUAUUAUAUGAGAAGUUUGAUGGCUUCAAAUCCCUUUCAAUCAGCAAAAGAUAGCUUAUUGUCUUUAUUUGAAGAGUAUAGAAGAAAGUAUGAAAUGACUGAUAGAAAGCGCCAAGAAGAUAGGGAAAAACGUGAACGUGAAAAAGCUAUGGAAAAAGAAAGUUCUAUGUCUUCUAAAGAAAAAUACAGUAAAAGAAGAAAGGAAAUAUGGAUUCAUCCUGAUGGUAAUAAACGUUCUCAUAGGACAACGUCAACCACUGAACCUUCUCAAGAUAUUGAUGAAGAAGAACUAUCUAAACUUUCUCAGUCUGAGGUAAAUAAAAGAUUCAUUGUCAGUUUUCUUCAUGUUCACGGAAAACUAUUUACUAAAGUUGGUAUGGAGAGUUUUCAAGAUACCGCGUUACAAAUGCUAAGAGAGUUCCGUAAAUUAUUAUCAAAUACACCAAUACCAAUUAUAACCACAAGGUUUCUGCAAUAUUUAGCAUUAAACAUGUUUGCAAUUGAAAACAGUCGUCCAAAAGAAACACAUGUAGUACAGGGGUAUUGGUCUACAGUACACGAGUGUGCAUUGGUUAUGUCAUUGCAAAUGUUCAGUUUAAUUGUUGAUAGGUGUAAUCAACUUUUAAAAGACAUUUUGUCCAAAGAUGAUGGUUCUUCAGCUAAGCACUUGAUCGGUAGUGACAUAGAUUUUCUGUUACCUGCUAUUAAGAUUUGGUGUGAUUGGUUGUUGUGCAAUUCUAAAGUGUGGAAUCCACCACCAUCAUGUUCAGAUUAUAAACUCUCUGGGACAGGUGAUUGUUGGAAUCGAUUAGCUUCACUAGUAAACAACUUAGAAAAGUUCCAAGAACAUUAUAAACUGUUUUUGAAUGAACCUGAUGAAAAUGAUCCAAAUUUAACUCAACAACUUAAGCUGCCCGAAGAUUCUAUGUUUAGUGGAUUCACACCGAUAAUUGGUUAUGAAUUGAAACCAAUAUUUAUUAAGACCACUUCUGAUAGAGAUCUAUCUGAAUUAGCCCACAGAGUGAAUUGUAUAUUGUUCUUUGGCACAGAAUUUUUGUGUGGUACUGAACCACCCGUGUUUAAAUUGCAUAAAACAGAUACUGGAGCAAGUGAAUACAUUUCAGUUGUUGAAACAGCCAGUCCUAAAGAUGAUAGCGAAGACGAAGAUAUGUGUUUUGAGAGUUGGAUUGAUGAAGAAAAUGAUUCUAAGUCAAAACAAUCUGAAGAUAAAUCUAUAUCUGAAUUUAAUGCUAAGCCGCUUUCAAAUGAAAUACAGAGGCUACUGAGUAGAAAAGAGGAAUUGGAACAAAAACAACGUAAUGAAGAAUUAAGGCAAAAACGUGUCCAGGAAAUACUGAAACAAGCUUCUUACUGUGUUGAGAUUGAAAUCAAACCACAUUACGUAGUACCCGACACUAACUGUUUUAUUGACUAUUUGCCACAACUAGAAAAAUUAAUGUAUUCAUUCUCACAUGCCCAAGAACACAUAUGUACUCUAAUGGUUCCUACUGUUGUAUUGAUUGAAUUGGAGGGAUUAGCCAAAGGUGGAUGGGUCAGAGAUUCAGUGUGUGAGGCAGCUAAACAAGCAUUAAAAAUAUUAAAAAAUAUUGAUACUGCUGCUGUUAAGUUUGUCACAACCAAAGGAUCGAGUUAUAAAUCUACCAUAUUUUUUGAAGAAGAAACUAAUUUUGUUGGCAAUAAUGAUGAUAAAAUAUUAACAACUUGUCUAAGUCUUUGUAAAAAUAAUUCACAAUCAUCUGUAGACAGUACACAAGCAGAAGGCGAACCAAAAAAAAUAUACCGAGAUGUUGUACUGCUGACCGAAGAUCGUAAUUUAAGAGUAAAAGCUCUAUCGUCAGAUAUGCCUGUCAGGGCAGUAAUGGAUUUCAUAAACUGGUUGAACUUCAACAGUAGUUAAUCAAAUCAAAUACAUUAGUAGGAAUGCCAUUUUGUUCCUAAAUAUAAAGACUUGAACUGACAUUUAUAAAACCAUUGCUUAUGGUGCUUACUUAACUCUCUAUCUACUAUCUAUCUUGCGAUACUCCACGCAUUUCAAACGUUAACAAUACAUACAGUCUGAUCAACGUUUUUAAUUUUAAUUUUCCGACUAAGUGAUGAUAAUGUUCAAAUAUUUUAAUGCUGUAAAUGAUUGCCGUGUACAUAAAGUACCUUAUAUAUAUAUAUUAUAUUUAUUUAUAUAUAUAUAUUGUGUAUGUAUACGUGUAUAUAUUUGUAACGUAAACGAAGAAAAAAUAGAAGAUUCACACACACAUUUGUACACCAAGGGUCACGACGAAAAAAAAACGCUGGCGACAAGUCAUACAGAACAGAAUUUGCAUGAAAUCAUUAUUUUGAAAUCUGCGAGCUUCGCUCGUGUGUUGUGUUUAUGCGUUUCUGUGUCUCGACGUUUCUUGAAGACCGCAUGUAAUGAUAAUAUUUUGUUUUAGCUUAGUUUUAUUAUUUUAUCUUAUCGUUUACGGUUUUACUUCUCGUUCAACGUGUUUCUUGAUUCGCUCGUUUUCUUAAACUGUCGUAGACAAUUGCAAUAAUAUUAUUUCGUAUCCUGUACCACGUGCACAUCGCAAGCACGAGAGUAUGAUUCUUCCCGUACGACGACCCAUCACAAUGAGUCUUAAUUCAUUCCGUCAGCUCAUACUCACUCAUCGUUUCAUCAACUCUCGAACUUUGCUGUAUGUUCAGUGUUUUUCGUAGUUUCACCGAGAGUUCAAAUUAGUAACAACCACGCUACAAUAAUUGAGUCGAAAUGCUGUCGAACUCCUAACAACAACUAGCACCAAAAAUAUCUUAACCCUCCGACAAUUCAUAAAUGUUACGGAUAUAUCGUUAAACACAUUACCACGCCACCUUCUCUACGAUGUAUACGACGUAUUGUAGUAUCUAGCUUAGAGUCAUAUUGUGUACGUAAUAUCUUCAUUAUUUAUAAUACGGUGUACACAACGCAGCACUGAAAUUCACUUUGAUUUUGCAAUAUUUACAUUUCUCACGGUGAACGUCACAAAACGCGAAAUACCUCCGAAUGAUUAGCGAAGUAUAAUAGUAACGGUAGUUAAUUUAUAAUAUCUCGAUUAUUGUACGGUAAUACGUUUCAUCCUCAUUUUUUUCGGUUUAGUUUAGUUUUUCUUUUUUUUAGCGCACGCAUAUCAUUAUUUACCUCUCGCCCGCCGCGCCGUAAUAGGAGACUAUAUAUUUAUAUAUACAUAUAUAUUUACAGCAUAUAAUUACUAUUAAAUUGUAGUCAUUGUACCAUGGUUCGUAUUCUUAUUUUAUUAAAAUUAAAGUAUAUUUGUACUAUUUUAGAUAUUUGACGGUUUUUUUGUAAUAUUUC